GCGCCAUGGCCCACCAGUUCUCUGCCCCGCCUGCGCCGCUUCAGGCCAAGGUCAAGCAGCUCAGCGUGAGCGACGACGGCAUCGGCGUGCGGCAGCCCGCCCCCGUCUCGCCAGCGUCCGAGGCUCGGGGCGUGCGCCGUGCACCGAUUAACGACCCGUCCGUCGAGCCCGACGACCAUCGGCUCGCGCAUCCUGCGACGGUGAUUCCGAAAUCGCCCGAAACCAAGACCGUCAUCAUGAAGGCGCUCAAAGGGCACUACCUGUUCAGCUCGCUCGACGACUCGGAGAUCCUCGAUAUCAUGAACGCGAUGAGCAACGUGCAGCACCCCGCGGGUGCCGACAUCAUCGUGCAAGGCACGCCCGGGAAUGUCUUUUACAUCCUCGAGAGCGGCGCGUGCGCGAUCCUCGUCAACAACGAGGUCGUCGGGCAGUACGCCUCGGGCGACGCAUUUGGCGAGCUUGCACUGCUCUACAACAGUCCGCGUGCGGCGACCAUCAAAGCACUCGCGCCUUGCAGCCUCUGGACCGUCGACCGUACGUCGUUCCGCAAGAUCCUUGCAACGACGGCCUCGACGAUGCAGCUGUCGCGUGUCCAGUUUCUCCAAAAUGUCGAUCUGCUCCAGCGCCUUAGCAACAACCAGCUUCAGAAGGUGGCAGCGGCCAUGAAGCUCGAGACGUUUGCGGAUGGCAGCUACAUCAUUCGCCAGGGCGAGGAAGGUCACCUCUUCUACAUUGUUGUCGAAGGCACGGUGCUCUGCACGACGACGACCCUCAACGAUGGCGAGAAGCCACUCAUGAGCCUCACGAAAGGGCAGUACUUUGGCGAGAUGGCACUCAUGCUCAACGAGCCGCGCCAAGCCAACUGCAUCGCAAAGGGCAAAGUCGCCUGCUAUGUACUCGGUCGCAACGAGUUUACGCAGCUCCUUGGACCGCUCCGCUCACUCCUCGACCGUCAAAUGCGCAUCCGCGUCCUUCGCUCGGUGCCGCUGCUCAACUACCUCACGGACGACGAGCUCGACCUCCUUGCGCACGCCCUCCGCGUCGUGUCGUACGAGGACAAAGAGCAGAUCCUCCGCCAAGGCGACGCCGGCGACACCUUUUACAUCAUUUCCGACGGCAAAGUGAGCGUCCAGAAGACCGGCAUCGAGAUUAUGCAGCUUCGGUCCGGUGAGUUCUUUGGCGAGCGCGCACUCUUGUCCAAGGAGCCACGGGCUGCCGACUGCUUUGCAACCGGUCACGUCGAGUGCCUCUGUCUUGACCGGAGCGCGUUCGAGCGGCUACUCGGAAAGCUCGAGCACAUUCUGACACGUGAGACGAAGCGCCAGCAGCUCAUGCAAGAAGCUGUGCUCCAGACGAAGACGCCGUCGCACCCGUCCACGGUGCAGACCAAGAAGUAUGCACUUGGCGACUUUGAAAAGAUUCAGACGAUCGGAACUGGCACGUUUGGCCGCGUGCUCAUGGUCAAGCACAAGGCGACGGGCAAGACGUUCGCGCUCAAGUGCAUGCUCAAGGUCAACAUCGUCGAGACGCACCAGCAGCGGAACGUCCUCCAUGAGAAGAGCAUCAUCAACGAGUGUGAGCACCCGUUUGUUCUCAAGCUCUACGAGACGUUUACGGACGCUGACCAGCUCUACAUGCUGCUUGAGCUGGUCCAAGGCGGCGAGCUCUGGAGCUUGCUCUACGAAAAAGCCUACCACGUUCCCAAGGGUAUCUGCGGCGCAUUUGACAUUCCAUCGGCGCGCUUCUACAUUGCGAAUGUGGUCGAAGUGUUUCGGUACCUCCAGACACUUGGCGUUGCAUACCGCGACUUGAAGCCCGAGAACCUCAUGAUCGACGACAAGGGCUAUCUCAAGAUGGUCGACUUUGGUUUUGCCAAGCACAUUCCGUUCUACAAGGGCAGCCAGCUCUGCGAGCGCAGCUUUACGCUGUGCGGCACGCCCGAGUACCUCGCGCCCGAACUCGUUCUCAACAAGGGCCAUGGCAAGUCGGUCGACUACUGGGCGCUCGGUUGCCUCAUUUACGAACUCCUCGCGGGCCGCACGCCAUUCCAGCACCAAGAGCAGCAAAAGAUCUUUGAAAAGAUCAUCCACGCCAAAGCGUCGCUCAAGUUCCACCCCAAGUUUGACCCGCUCGCGCAGGACCUCGUGACCAAGCUCCUCGAGCCCAACCCGGGUCUUCGCCUCGGCUCUUUGGCCGGCGGCAUGAUGGAGGUCGUCAACCAUCCGUGGUUUGCGAACGCCAACUUUGACUGGAAGGCGCUCGUUGCCAAGAGCAUGAAGGCGCCGUAUGUCCCGACCAUCAAAAGCGGCGUCGACGUCUCCAACUUUGACCGGUGCUCCGAAGGCUCGUCGAUCCCCAAGUACACGGGGGAGGAGUUUUUUGAGAACUUCUAACUGCGUCCUUCGCAGCUGCUCGCAUGCACCCACGUGUCGCUGCCGAUAUAUCAAAUCAAUUCAAUGUCUCUUUGU
Saprolegnia parasitica CBS 223.65 is the source of this 2468-nucleotide messenger RNA. Its product is annotated as AGC/PKG protein kinase. Gene Ontology annotation, molecular function: ATP binding; cAMP-dependent protein kinase activity; cGMP-dependent protein kinase activity. Bases 6 to 2393 code for a protein of 795 amino acids. Gene Ontology annotation, cellular component: cAMP-dependent protein kinase complex. The record is from RefSeq and is a predicted model, not a curated record. NCBI's taxonomy places the organism in Eukaryota, Oomycota, Saprolegniomycetes, Saprolegniales, Saprolegniaceae. Gene Ontology annotation, biological process: signal transduction; peptidyl-serine phosphorylation. The transcript has 2 exons.